UGUUCAAACAUAUUGAUUGACAACACAGACGUACACAAACUAUGUCUUUUAAAUAUUUGUGUAUAUAGCUAUAUGUGAUAUGUAAUGACACUUAACUUCAAAAUGAACAAGACGAACCAAAAAAAAUAGAGAAAAAGAAGAACUACAAAAGACUUUAAUUGCACUACAUCGCCAUACAUUCGUUAUGUUUUUGGGAUAAUAAUUGCAAUGCCUGGUGAUUUUGCAGAUAGAAUUGUAACUCCUGCAAUGCCACUUUGUAUGGCUUAUUUUUGCUGUGUUCUCAACUUCAUAAUACCUGGAUCAGGCACUGUUGUUGCAGGAGUUUCAGUUUUUUGUUGUGCUGAAAAUGACGAUAUGGAAUUUGGGGAUAAAUGUACAUCGUGUUGUUGUGGUUUGGUGCUUGGACUAUUUCAGCUACUGUUUACAGCAUUUCUGCUCGUUGGUUGGUGUUGGAGCGCUAUUUGGGGAUAUUCCUACAUUGAAAUGUCUAAAAAACAUUAUACGAGGCGUACACAUCGAAGACGCAGAAUUCAACCUAUAACAUCGCAACCAGUUCGGCGUAGACUCAAUCAGCGACGUUGGACUCAACCAGAUACUCAAGAAUUGUGUAUUGCUAUAGUUUCACAGCCUAAUCAUCUAAGUUGUGACUCUCCGCCGCCACCAUAUUAUGAAGAGCACAGAGGAUUACCUACAGACUCAUUACGAACUGCCCCACCAUCUUACCAAAGUCUUUUUCCUAAUAGACCGUUAGGUUGAAAUUAAUGAGCUAUUAACAGAAGAAAAUUAUAGUUUGCUUUUGAUGAUAAGAAAGCUGGUUUUCAUCAUCGUCGUAUAGAACGCCACAGCAUCGUACUGUCAGCUCAAGUGCAACAAUAAUUAAAAAAAAAGAAGGAUGUACAUCUGAACCCGGAUGAUCGUUGAAUUCUCUAAGUGAACAAGUCAUAUCCUUAUCUACUUCCGAUUAUUUUACAGAAAUUUUGUCUGAGUCAUAACAAUUAGGUUUGGUAUAGUCACUAUUGCUUGCAUAUAUAUUGUACAAUUCAAGAUAUUAUUUAUUGCCAAACGUCCCGGUUUUUUUUGUCGAGCCUGCGACUUUUGUCGCAAAAAAGCUCGACAUAGGGACAAUCCGGCGGUGGCGGCGGUGUUAGCUAACUUCUUUAAAGCUUUAUAUUUUAGAAGGUGGAAGACCUUGAUGCUUUAUACUUUGUAUAUGGAUGUUACGAAGUUUCCGUCAGUCACAUGUCCAAUGUCCUUGACCUUAUGUUCAUGGUUCAGUGAGUACUUGAAAAAAAAGUUAACAUUGUUUGUAAUGUUAAAUUCUCUCUUAUAAUAAGUAAUAGGAUAACAAUAUUCGGGUUGUGGCGUUCCUUGCAAGGUCAUCAUGCCUGUCAGACAGUUUUCACUUGACCUCAACCUUAUUUCAUGGAUCAGUGAACAAGGUUAAGUUUUGGUGGUCAAGUCCAAAUCUCGGAUACUAUAAGCAAUGGGUCUUGUAUAUUUGGUGUAUGGAAGCACUGUAAGGUGAACAUGUCCAACUGGCCGGUGUCACCUGACUUUGACCUCAUUUUCAUGGUUCAGUGGUUAUAGAUAGUGUUUGUGUUUUGGUCUGUUUUUCUUAUACUGUAUGCAAUAGGUCUACUAUAUUUGGUGUAUGGAAUGAUUGUAAGGUGUUCAUGUCUAGCUGGCAGGUGUCAUCUGACCUUGACCUCAUUUUCAUGGUUCAGUGGUCAAAGUUUAGUUUUUUAGUUUUGGUCUUUUUUCUAAUGCAAUAUACAAUAGGUCAACUAUAUUUGGUGUAUUUUGAGUGCAAGAGAAAGACGUUUGGUUUUCUUUUUUUUUCUAGAAUACUUAACAUAUUCUCUUUUUCCAAAACCUCUUUCUUGUUUCCCCGAUACCACAUUUCCGAUGUUAUUUUUUGUUGUUGACAGAAAUCUGAACGUCUCCAGGAAAAAAAGGAGAGCGAAAUUGUCUAUAUGUCAGACAAGCAGUUGUUAUUUGACCUUGACCUCAUUUCACGGUUCUUUCCUCAGUGUUAAGUUUUUCUGUUGUGUUGUCACUUAUUCUUAAACUAUGCAUUGUUAGCUGUUCAUACCUGCGUGGCAUGGUUCAUCUGACCUUGACCUAAUUUUCAUGGUUCAAAGGUCAAUGUAUAAUUUUCUUUGUUUAUGUUAAGUUUAUGUAACAGUUGUAAUAAAGCUUUAUAUUUUAGGAAUAUCAACAUAAUAUCAAUGAUU
Mytilus trossulus (common blue mussel) is the source of this 2234-nucleotide messenger RNA. RefSeq names its product protein SPEC3-like. The transcript has 3 exons. The record is from RefSeq and is a predicted model, not a curated record. NCBI's taxonomy places the organism in Eukaryota, Metazoa, Mollusca, Bivalvia, Mytilida, Mytilidae. Bases 208 to 756 code for a protein of 182 amino acids.